Cucumis melo (muskmelon) is the source of this 1356-nucleotide messenger RNA. RefSeq lists its product as uncharacterized. Bases 56 to 1087 code for a protein of 343 amino acids. NCBI's taxonomy places the organism in Eukaryota, Viridiplantae, Streptophyta, Magnoliopsida, Cucurbitales, Cucurbitaceae. The transcript has 9 exons. The record is from RefSeq and is a predicted model, not a curated record.
UCUAUCCACGACCGAGAAAAGGGCUUUACUAUCUUUUUGUUUCAAAUUUCCCAGAAUGAACGUGUCCGACACUGUUGGCGUGUCGCAUCCCAUCGGAGUCGACGAGUCGUAUCGUCCUCUUCCUUCUCUCUACUUGGCCUUCUCCUUCAUCUGGCUUCUCUCCGCUUGCUCCUGGACUGUUAACACUUACAAGAAUCGUCACUUUCAGACCAAUAACUUGCAGUGGUCACUUGCCUCCGUUCCUCUUCUAAAAGCCUUGCAACUAACCUUAUCUUUCCUUUUCUGGUAUUCGUGCUUUUAUAUUCAGACAUGUUCCUUAUGGAUGUCAUUUGGGGUAUAUGUAACUGGAGUGCUCUUUCAGACAGCUUCUGUUGUGUCUUUUUUACUUAUUUCCCAUGGUUAUUGCAUCAUGUCUGAACACCUUUCUGUUACUGAGCGACGAACGACUGCUUCAAUUGGCUGUGUUUUUUAUUUGACACUUGUAGGUUACCGAGCUUCCGUACCUUACUUCUCUGUCCUACUUUUGCUUAAUUACUUCAUUUCCUUCUAUGUGAUCUUCCACCACAUAUAUCAAAAUAUACUGGUAUUGCAAGAACAACUCAGUUUUAUUAUGGAGGAGGAUGUUCAAGUAAUGCACGAUGCCAUUCAUAUGAAAUACAAGAUGUUCAAAAAAUUCCAGGCAAUCAUGCAAAUAGUUGCAAUGGCAGAAAUUCUGAUAUUCUUGAACAUGGAUGAUUCGGUUGAAAUUUACUGGCUUCGUUUGUUAGUACGAGAAUGGGCCCAAUUCUGCAUCUUCAGUUACAUCGGGUGGAUCUUUAGGUCACAAGACAUGGCUCCCCGUUUCUCUAUUAUGCCAACUGUUAAGUCCGAAAACAAUAGGAUUGUCCCUCCAAUUUACAGUAUUGAAGUGGAUGCAGCAACAUAUAGAGGGUUUAGCAGUCAUAAUUGGCACAUUGGCGUGCCAACCUCGCUAUCCCGCAGCGAAAGUUCUAAUGGUUCGAUUAUAGUAAUAAUUCAGCAUCCUUGCGCACACAAUGCCAACAGUCAAUCCAUGUCAAACCCUGCAGAUGAAGCUGAUCAUUCAUGAUGGUGAUUUGAAUUCAGAAUUUUGAUGAGGCAAGUCAAUUCUUUUUCCCCCUUCAGGAGGUAUACCAAGAUCACAUUUUGUAGAAAAUGUGAUGUUAAAAAAAAAACCUUUUGCUAGAACAGAGGAAUCCCACGUUUUUUUUUUCGGAAAAUCUUUUCAUACCAUUUAUAGAAUCAAAUUGUACAUACUUUUUUUUUUCUCUAUACUUCCACAAAUUUACAGAUGUAAAGUGAUUAUUACUAAAUGAAGAUUACCUCCCUUUCAUUGUA